This is a messenger RNA of Hymenoscyphus albidus, 4220 nucleotides long. The record is from the annotation of a GenBank genome assembly. Lineage: Eukaryota; Fungi; Ascomycota; Leotiomycetes; Helotiales; Helotiaceae.
CCUCCACCUCUUGCUCGUUGCUCUCUCUGAGAACCUUCAGUCGCUCCUUAACCGGCUCUCGUUAGGAUCCUCAGCGCCAUCGAGUCCUCUACGCUCCUUAAUCGUUGUCGUUUGCUGCACUGCGUCAUUUUAUGCUUCUUGUCUGUUGCUGUCGUUCGCCCACGGGAAGCAUCAGAGUUUGAGGUCCAGUUGAAACAUCUCCAGGAGGUUCCCACGAAACGAACCGUCUAUUUGCAGUUGCCGCCCACCAUUCGAUCCUCGCUUACCCCGAUAUUCCCAGUAGCUGUCAAGCUUCGAGAAGCUCCAAUAUCUGUGCAACAAACCUUGGUGCAUGGUUCUCUUUCGACGAUCGAGUGUUGAAAUAGCAUUGCAGUCUCACUAAUUGCAUCACCACGCACACAGGAAGCGUUGAGCAAUUGCCGUCGCGGCUGCACUUCGACUCGAACAAGCCUCACCGGACGGCAUCAUUUGCCGCCAAGUGUGUCAAGUCCAGUCGAGUGGACCGAGUGUGAAGGAGGAAAAAAGGGAAAAGGUAGCCGUUGGAGGAAGGAGCACAGCUUGAAGACCGUUAGGAGAGAGUGGAGGCAGCCACCACGGAAAGAACAUUCCUCUCGUUGCCAGGCAAAAAUAGCAAAAAUAGCCCGCGCAACCGAAGUCUAUUAUGGAGGCCAGAACAUCCGCAGGUCCAGCCGAGGUGCACAGUGACCGUGACGCGAUACAAGAAGUUCCAGUUGCUGGUGUUGUUGGGGAACCCGCAUCCACAUCUGCCUCGCCCAGAAGGAUCGACAGUAGCGAAAACACGACUCCUGCUUCGCAACUGCCAAUGCUUCACGAUUCAAUGGUCACAGUCCGCUUGUCCGAACCGCCAGUUUUAACUGUUGACACACGAACGAACAUUCUCGCUGGCAGCAAGUUGCGAGUAGCCUCAACGCCCAUCUCCCCAUUGAAACGAGAUAUAGAUUUCGACACUCCACAAUCAACUUCUUCCCCGAAUACAGCGCAUACAGACACAGAAACACACAAGUUAGAUGAUGUGCAAGAAAAUUUGGAAGUACAAGAAGAAGGUUCCCCACGAAUAACCAUGGUGGAUCCCAAUGGCAAAGAGAUGGACAGCCCAAUGAGCCCAGUUGAUUUGGGAUACCAAACAUUUCAGGAUGGAGUCGCGAAAAGAGAUAGUGACCUCUCAGAGGAAUCAGAAGAGUCGGAAGAGGUCAAUUGGGAGGAGCUCGAGAAGACAGAAGAAAAGGAACCCCGCAGCGAAUCCUCAGACGAUGUAAGUGUUGCAGCGAUAAAUGACCAUGUCUAAUGCUAACAACUCCCAGUCUACUGCAUUAUUGCUGGCAAGACUCGAGCAAGAAAACAACAAUCUGGUUUCGAAUCCAAAGUCCGGUAUUACUAAAGUACAGGUUGUCGAAAAAGAACCGGACAACAGAAAAACCAGAAGACAAACCAGACCACCUUCCAUGCAGCACUUAAAGAGACUGGUCAAUGGUCCAACACCUGCCGCAUUACGGUACUCAAUGUUACCCCCGCCUCCUAUGACCGAUCUCGAAUUCUACGCUGCUCUGGUCCAAGACUACAGUAGGACGGCACAAUAUCUGCCGACAUUACUGUCGAAGAAGAUUAGAAGUGGUGUCCCGCCACCAUUACGAGGUGUUGUUUGGCAGAGCAUGUCUGGUGCAAGAGACGCGUUAUUAGAGGAAGAGUUCGACAGAUUGUGCGGCGAAUCCAGUCCAUAUGAGGGUAUAAUCGGAAAGGAUUUGGGAAGAAGUUUCCCAGGAGUGGAAAUGUUCCGUGAUCCUGAGGGAGACGGACAACGAAUGCUUGGGAGAGUACUGAAAUGCUUCAGUUUGUAUGACCACAAGAUCGGAUACUGUCAAGGGUUAGGCUUCAUUGUUGGCCCAUUGCUUAUGCAUAUGGGCGAAAAGCAAGCCUUUUGCGUUCUUGUUAGGUAUGUUGCUUUGUGGCCUCUUGCAACUUUGGGAAAGUGCUAACUAUGUUCAGGUUAAUGGAGCAUUACGACCUCCGAAGUUGCUUUCUUCCAGACUUAUCAGGCCUCCAUGUACGAAUACACCAAUUCCGAGAGUUGCUCAAACAACAUUUACCCGAACUUUCUGCUCGAUUGGACAUCCUUCAGAUCGAUCCAUCAUAUGUCUCGCAAUGGUUCCUGUCCUUCUUCGCUGUUACAUGUCCACUACCAAUGCUCUUCCGAAUCUACGAUGUUAUCUUUGCCGAGGGUGCUUCGGAGACCAUAAUGAGAGUUGCUUUAUCGCUUAUGCGAAAAAACGAGCAAAAAAUAUUGGCUUGCACUGAAUUGGAGGAUGUCAUGCAAUUGCUCCUCUCGAGGGGACUCUGGGAUGUCUACCAUUACAAUGCCGACGAGUUUGUCAACGACUUUGUCAGUCUCACUGGGGUAGUCACGCAUGAAAGUCUGCAGGCAUUGGAACUGAGUUUCAAAGAAGCCGGGGCUGUCGAUGCAGCGAUACCUUCGGAAACCGUUGGCUCAACGGCCGCAAGAUUUCUGGGUCGAUUAUGGGCGGGAUCGAACACAAAACCAAGCCUCAGUCCCGGCUUAACAGCUCCAUCACGACCUAUCAGCUUCUUGCGGAGGUCGCCCUCGAAGCAAAGCAUUGCUUCUACUCUCAACUCAAUGGAGGGUGGUGCUUCGGAUAGCAUGAUGAGUCAGUCGACGGAUGCCACCUCCGUGUCCCGUGACUCGUCAAAUGCAGAUGUUACUUCCAUUCGCACGCCGUCGGUUAUGUCAAAGUCACAUCAAGAUAGAAACUUGCACAGUCAAAUUGAGGAUCUAUUGGCGGCGCUAAGCGAGAUGCAAAGAGACCAUGCUGUGCUUGCAACUCAGCUGCAAAAAGAAAGAGAGGAACGAGAAGAGGACCAGCAGGCCUUCCGAACUCUCUUGAAUGCUUUGAGAAAGAAAAAAAGCUCGGAGACCGUGAUGAGUGGUGAAAGCUUAGAGACUGUGAAGGCGAGUCUAGUAAAUAGGGGAUCAGACACUCUUGGUGAUGAUCAAGAUACUUCCUCUCCACGAGAUUCCGCUUCGAGGUCUUCCACCACUGAACAACAGGAUAUUUCGACGAUUCUGGAACACCUGGAAGGGCGAUUUAAUGCUCCACAGUCGAAACGCAGAGAUUCAAUAAUACAAUCAAAAUCGCAAUUACGAGAAGAACUAUCUCGAUCAAAAGAACAACUCGUCAUUGAACAAUCCAAAACACAAGAAGCGACUCGACGCAUAGGAGAACAAGCACAGGAAAUUUCCAAUCUCAAUGACCAAAUCAAAGCAAGUCAUAUGCACGCCCGAAAUGCACAUGGUGAGAAGCAGCGACUGGAAAAACAAAUUCAAGAAUUAAAAGCCAGGAGGAGUGCCGCCAACACACCGGAUGGCAAUAAGGAGAUGGAGAAUGAAUGGCCAUCUCGGUCGUCGAAUGGCGGACUACGUGAAUUUAGACUCGGUCGAACGAAUUCUGGUCAGUCCAAUAAGACAGCAUCAUACAGCAAACGCACUUCGAGUCUCAAUGCAGCAGCCAUGAUGGCAAGAGAGUCGGAAAGACCGGACUCCAUCGAAUCCACGCCCACAAAGUCCGAUGUCGACACAGAAGCUCUUGUCCUUGAACUUGUACAGGCGAAAACCGGAAAAGCCAUCGCCGAACAAGAAGCCGAAGAGGCCAAGGCAAAACUAGAGGCCCUGCGCAAGGUUCUUGCCCUCAAUGGACUCAAUGGAGCUAACAUUUCAAACGAUUCCCCAACCAUCACCCUUCAUCGUUCGACCCCAAGCGCCCCUAUGAUUGAGCGAACUCAAUCAGCAGCACCUGCGGCACCUGCAGCAACCGGUGGUGGAUUUAUGGGCGGCUGGGGAGGUUGGGGCAGACGAGCUGUCAGUAGUGCUGGAGAAAAGACUCUUACUCCGAGUGGUUGAAAAGGGGAUGAAUGAAAAAGUUCUGUAAAUUAUUGAUGAAGCGGAGAUUAAAUACCCGGUGGUUUGCGACGAAGACGAGAUGAUAAGCGACAAUUGGGGAGUUUAACUGUAUAUGAGAUGAGACCUAGCUGGGGGGCAUUGGUGUUGGGGCUGAGAGAGUCGUUUUAUCACCUUCAUUCUGUAGAUUCAGGAGAUCCUACCUCAGGUAGAGUGAAUUAAUUAAUUUGAGGCAAAUGACAAGAUGGCUUGAUUGAUGGACCUGAUUACAAUAGAUUACCAUCACCUCUUU